Molecule: messenger RNA, 3333 nt
Organism: Pantherophis guttatus
Lineage: Eukaryota; Metazoa; Chordata; Lepidosauria; Squamata; Colubridae
Product: interleukin-1 receptor type 1-like
Biological process (GO): signal transduction; regulation of inflammatory response
Molecular function (GO): interleukin-1, type I, activating receptor activity
Source: RefSeq, a predicted model, not a curated record
UAAUUCCGGGGGCGGAGCUUUCCUCGCGCCUCUCUGCCUGAGGCGAGACGGAGAAAAGUUGACGCCUGGGGUACCUCAGGUGAAGAGGUUCGUUCUGCUUGCGCGCUGGAUAAGCCGGGAGAUGAUUUCUGCACUGUGGCUUACUUCUUGGAUUUAUCUCAUUCAUUUUUCUUUCAGCUGUUGUGACGAGGAAAUUGUUAGUUUUUUCCCGAAAGGAGAACCAGGAACUGUCUCUUGUCUAUCAGGUAGCCAAUCUAACCAUGUUGUGACUUGGUAUAGAAAUGAUAUUGAGAUGCCUACAGCUACAGAUAACUUCUCCCGGAUUUAUCAGCAAGCAAACUUGCUUUGGUUUUAUCCUGCACAACUAGAAGAUUCUGGAAUGUAUCAGUGCAUUUAUAAUUCCAGAAGAGUUAACAAAACCAUAAUAGUGUUUGAGAACAGCGUUGGAUUGUGUUUUAAUAAAGGAAUGGUUUUUAAACAGGAAGUUCCAUUAGAAUACAGUGGGAGGCUGACUUGUCCAGAUCUUCAAAAUUUCAGAAAUGAUGAAAAUGCUCCUUUAGCUUUACAAUGGUAUAAGGAAUGCCAUUUGCAUUUAUAUGAAGAUUGGAAAUUUAUCAGUUCUGGAGAAUAUCUUCUCAUUAAUAAUAUAACUAAGGAAGAUGAAGGAAUUUAUAUAUGCAGAGCUAAACAUAUGUAUCGGGGAAAAGAAUAUAAUAUUUCACGGGCCAUCAAUCUAAUUACUUUUGAAAUAUCAAAGAAUAAUAUUCCAGAUAUAAUUUAUCCAAAUAACAACUCAAUUGAAGUAAAACCAGGUUCCAGAUUUGACCUGGUAUGUAAUGUCUCAGCAGAUCCUCUGGAUAAAAUGGUAAUUGUAACCUGGAAGUUCAAUAAUGAGAUAUUAAACACAGAUGAGAAGUAUAAGAUUCUUUCUGGAAAACAAAUAAUAGAAGUUAAGUUAAAUAUUUCCAAAGUGAAAGACAGAAAUUAUGGACAAUAUCUGUGUGAAGUAUGGUCUCAACAUGCAACACAAGUAGCAUAUGUAGUGCUAAACUAUCCAGCUCCAAACAUUCAGAUUUAUGUGAUUGGAGGAUUGAUUUCACCAUUACUUAUUAUAGUAGCAUCACUGCUUACUUACAAAUUUUUCAAAGUUGACAUUAUCCUUUGGUACCGGGAUUCUUGCCAACCUCUCAGCAAAGGAAUUUCAGAUGAAAAGGUCUAUGAUGCAUAUGUGUUAUAUCCUCACAAUAUAUCAGGCUAUGUAUAUUUGACAGAAACUUUUGUCUUCAAAUUAUUACCUGAAAUCCUAGAAAAACAGUGUGGCUACAAGCUCUUUAUUCUUGGAAGGGAUGAUGUACCAGGGCAAGCUGUCAUUACUAUUGUGGAUAAAAUGAUCAAGCUAAGCAGAAGAGUGAUCAUUAUUUUAAUGCCAGAUUUAUAUUGUGGUGGCAUGCAGAGUUUAUUGUCUGAACAGGAACUUGCAGUCUACAGUGCUCUUAUCCAGGAGGAAACCAAAGUUAUACUGAUUCAGCUAGACAAAAUAAAAGACUUCAAUAGUAUGCCAGAAUCCCUCAGAUAUCUUAAGCAAAAGCAUGGCAUGCUCACAUGGAGGGGAACUUUUAGAGAAACCACUGAAAUGGCAACUACAAGGUUUUGGAAGAACGUGAGAUACCAGAUGCCAGCCAGCCCAAGCCCACUUUCCUCAGACUUGCAUUUUUUGCCAAUAACUUUUCAUUCUUCUCAGAUAUCAGACGGAUGACGUCAAAGCCACACCUGCAGUGUUUACUUGAAAUCUAUUCCAGUGGAUCCUUAUAGAUGCACAAAUAUGUCCACCUGCUAGAGAUUGUUCCAAGUCUGGGAUCAACAGAAUCACAAUUCAGAACAGUAUUUUCUGAAAGAUGAUUCACCCAUAGGCUGUGAAGUGCAUGAGCUAUUUGGGCAAGUGGCAAAAUAAUGUGAAUGUGGACAAGGAAGAAGUUGAAAUUGUUUUUGCAUACUAUUAUUUUACAUGCAAAAUAAGUGAGUAUAAGGAGCUAUUCUAUAAGAAAACUUUAUAUGAAAAAGAAUUUAAAUCUAAACCCCAAGGGUUUGAACAAAAUGGUAAAUACUGAUCUAGCACUGAGGUUUAUUAUAGCUAUCAGCAAGGAUUCAAUCCUUGUAUUUCAAGCUUUUUAAGGGUGAACUCUAGUCCUUCCUUUAACUGAUAUCUUUCCUAGAAUUUCCAUUGAAAAACAGCCUGUAUGGCUCAAGUUGAUGAGAUGGGCAUAUUUCUGUCUUUUGAACAACAGUACUAUACAGUACUCUAUACAGUACUCCUUUGCUUGUACUGCCUUAAUUAAAUGGAAGAUUCAGGAUAGUUGCGAAAAACAUUUCGGCAUGUACUUACUCUCUAUAUAGAGUUACUGUAUAUUCCAAAUACACUACAUAUGGAAUCUGGUACAAUACAUAUACUAUGGGUAUUACUAUAGUAUCUCCCAAGGAGAAAAAUAGAAAUGACAUAUUUAAAUAAAUUGCCAUACCAGGAAGCAAGGGUAAAGCGUGCUUUUUAAUUUUAGUUUGACUUUUUAAAUUAAACACUUUUGUUACGAAAUGAAUUAUUUUGAAUUGAGUGAUUUGUCAUUAGUUUAGAAACAAUUAUUAUAUUUCAAAUCAUUAAAUAUAUGCAAUACAAACAUUUCACCUUAUUUUCAGAAAUUGUAUUUUGUAGUAAGGGAGCCCAGAUUUAAUAAUUUGACCAAAUAUAUAGCUAUUUUUUGUAUACUUUGGGUACAGUUGUACAAAUUAUUCCUGUACUUGUCAUGUCCAAUUUUCAGACACUGCCUGGGUAAGUUCCUGCAAGGUUUUUGAUGUGUUUGCCAUUGCCACAGGUUGAAAGUGACUGGCCCAAGGUUUGCUUUGUGCUUAAGAUGGGACUAGAACUCACAAUCUCCUGAUUUCUAACCUGAUGCCUUAACAAAUAUACAACACUGGCUCGUAUAUUAUUUUUAAUCAUAAAAACGAUAAAAGGGGUCAAAACAUGGUUCUGAGGCCUUGUGUAGGGAACUCAAAGGAACAUACAGUCAUGGGGUAGAUUGGUGCCAUGGGAGCCUUCCCCUUGCCUUUGUCAACUACUUUAUACCAAGAAACACUACUUUACACAACAAUAUUUUUGCCUGCUUAAUUGUUUCUAUAAUUUUAAAUUUUAACAUUUAAAUAUUUAUAUACUGUUUUGUAUUUUGAUAUGUUAUUGACAUUGCUCAGAGUCUCUCCUUGCGGAAGAUAAGUAGUUUAAAAUGUGAAAUAUAAAAAUAAAUAAAUAAAUCUUAUAAACCACAAAAUAAAGUUAUUCCUAUGAAA